AUGAUUACCUUAAUAAUUCUCGUAUUUCAACUCUUCAUCUGGCAAGCCCACAACGCCCUAUUUAUAAUCUGCUGUCUACUGAAAGUCUUCAUCUCCCAAGUCUCUGAGGAAGAGCUGCUACUUCACUUCUCAUAUCAGAAGAAGGACCCUGGAUCAUAUGAAUCUGACAUUGAAGACCUUCUGGAAGAACUGCUGCUUUGCCUCAUCCAUCUGAUUGUAGAAGUUCCUCUUCUUGAUAUAACCUACAGCAUCCUGCUAGAAGCCAUUACUACUCUCGUAGUGUUCCUGUCCUACCAGCUCUUCCGUAAGGAGAUCAUCCAUGAAAGCAUGGUCCACAAAUACCUGAUGCAAGGCCGCUGUCUUCCUUACACGAGUCGACUGGUGAAGACGUUACUGUAUAACUUCAUCAGACAGGAGAAAAGCCCGCCGCCGGGAUCCCACGUCUUCCAGCAACAGGCAGAUGGGGGCGGUCUGCUCUAUGGCCUGGCCUCCGGGGUGGCAAGCGGUCUGUGGACGGUUUUAACCUUAGGAGGAGUUGGCAGCAAACCAACUGCCGUACAAGAACAGUCCUCGCCCCUCGCCAACCAAAGUCUGCUCCUCCUGCUGGCCCUAGCCAACCUCACCGAUGCUUCUGACUGCCCCAACCCAUUCCGACAGGCCAUAAUGUCCUUCAGGAACACACAAGACAGUUCAGUGCCACCCAGCCCGAGUCCUCACUCCUUCCAGAUAAAUUUCAACAGUCUGUAUACUGCCCUGUGCGAGCAGCAAAUGUCCGACCAGGCCACACUCCUCCUGUACACGUUACUGCACCAGAACAGCAACGUCCGCACCUACGCCCUGGCCCGCACUGAUAUUGAAAGCCUUGUUCUGCCCAUACUGGAGAUUUUGUACCAUGUAGAAGAACGUAAUUCCCACCAUGUUUACAUGUCUCUCAUCAUCCUUCUCAUCCUGACUGAGGACGAUGGGUUCAACCGAUCCAUCCAUGAAGUGAUACUAAAAAACAUCACUUGGUAUUCGGAACGUGUGCUGACAGAAAUCUCUCUGGGUAGUCUUCUCAUUCUGGUGGUUAUCAGAACCAUUCAGUAUAAUAUGACUCGCACACGGGACAAGUAUCUUCAUACUAAUUGUUUGGCAGCUCUGGCCAACAUGUCCGCCCAGUUCCGCUCCCUUCAUCAGUAUGCUGCGCAGAGGAUCAUCAGUUUGUUUUCAUUGCUCUCUAAAAAGCACAACAAAGUCCUGGAGCAAGCCACACAGUCUCUGCGAGGAUCCCUUGGCUCCGAUGACUCUCCAUUUCCUGACUACGCACAAGACCUGAAUGUGAUUGAAGAGGUCAUCCGAAUGAUGCUGGAGAUCAUAAACUCCUGCCUGAGCAAUUCCCUCCACCACAACCCCAACUUGGUGUACGCCCUGCUAUACAAGCGAGAGCUCUUCGAACAAUUUCGGAGUCACCCGUCCUUCCAGGAUAUUAUGCAGAAUAUAGACAUGGUCAUCGGCUUCUUCAGUUCUCGUCUGGAGCAGGCCGGAUCCGACCUCUCAGUGGAACGUGUCCUGGAGGUCAUCAAACAAGGAGCAGUUGCACUGCCCAAAGACCGGCUCAGGAAAUUCCCUGAGCUGAAGUUCAAGUACGUAGAAGAGGAGCAGCCCGAGGAAUUCUUCAUCCCGUAUGUCUGGUCCUUAGUUUACAACUCCGCUGUUGGACUGUACUGGAACCCGCAGGACAUACAGCUUUUCACUAUGGACUCCGGUUGAGUUGAGACAAUCGGUACAGACUGAACUUUGUGGGAUAUCUCCGCUGCAUGGAGGGGGGCGUACAACCUUGCGCCCUGCAAAGUGUGGUCUUCUUCGGACCUUCCUUCCCCCAAUACUAGGCGUCAUGCUAAGGUUUGACGCGAUGGCUGGCUCUCACACCGCGACCACCUAGCGUCCUAAGUUCUAGGGUUUCUUUCUAUUUUUCCUUCUCCUAAUUAUGAUGAUAUAUAUUUUUAUUUUGGCAGAACAGGGGGAGGUUUUAAAUAUAUCACUGUAUAUAUCUAAGUUUGCGUUUGACUGAAUAAAGCUGUGAAUGUAACAGCA
Molecule: messenger RNA, 2073 nt
Organism: Bufo gargarizans (Asiatic toad)
Lineage: Eukaryota; Metazoa; Chordata; Amphibia; Anura; Bufonidae
Product: dymeclin
Exons: 14
Coding region: 1-1749 (582 amino acids)
Biological process (GO): Golgi organization
Cellular component (GO): Golgi apparatus
Source: RefSeq, a predicted model, not a curated record